Molecule: messenger RNA, 2001 nt
Organism: Indicator indicator
Lineage: Eukaryota; Metazoa; Chordata; Aves; Piciformes; Indicatoridae
Gene: FBXO43
Product: F-box protein 43
Exons: 4
Coding region: 1-2001 (666 amino acids)
Biological process (GO): negative regulation of meiotic nuclear division; regulation of mitotic nuclear division
Cellular component (GO): nucleus
Molecular function (GO): zinc ion binding
Source: RefSeq, a predicted model, not a curated record
AUGUCAGACAGUCAUUCAGUAAUGUUUGAUAUUCUUAAAAGAAAUAGAUUAACAUCUCUCAGCAGCCAUUCAAGCUACUCCAGUUUUAAAGACACAUGUUGCACAUCAGUAUUUCUGGACAGCAAAUGCAACAAGUCAGUCAAAGAUCCUGAUGAAGAGCUGAGUGUAACAAGUUUAUCACCCCUGCAAGAGCAUUCCAAGCACAUUCACCCAAGUGCUGUCUUUUCUGUGUCGUCUUCAAUUGAAAAUGAAUUGAAUUCUAUCUCCUUAUCAGAGAGAAGAGAAGCAAAGAGAAGUGAACAUUUUUGUGAAACUCCUAAAGUGAGUAGAAAAAGCUCUACACUGCGCAGAAGGCUGCUGUUAUCUAAGACUGUUCCAGCUGGCAAAACUGCAGGAUGCUGUGAAGAGCAGGCUAGUUCCUCAGGAAGCAGCAGGAAAAAGUUAUUCUCUUCUGUUUUGAGCCCUGAAGAACAGCUAUCACAAACUGGUUCAGAUCCUCCAAAAGAUGACAGCUACAAACCCCUGGCAGCUAUCACUUCAAAACCUCAGGACUUACAUCCUGAUGGCCCAAAGCAGAGGCUCUCCUUCUUACAACAAAGAACUUCUACGCUAGAUGAGUCCAUAUGUACGGAGCCCUUGUUGUUAGAACCAGAAUGUUUAUCUCCCAUUCAGUGCAAGGAUGCUGCUGUUAGUACUGCCAAUGAAUUCAACAAAAGCGUUCUUACGGGUGUAAGUUAUGGGUUGUUUGGGACUCCUGCUUACUCUGUCUUACCUGAGGCUCAUGAGGGAAAGUUCCUGACUCGUAUCAAUGAUCUUGUAGAGAACUUCAACUUUGAACUAUGUGAUAUAAAUUCUUCCCCUGUUAAGAGGGCAAGUUACCCAGAUCUGUCAACACCUGAGGACAGUGGAUAUAAUUCACUUCAUUUGGACAAAUCAGGAGAUUUAUCUGAUCACGAGGGAUCUUUCCAAGAAUGCCUCCAAAAACAUAAAGGAGGUUCCAAAACUGUGGAUAGUAAAAGAAAGACAAGAAAACUUGAAAGAGUUAGAAGGCUAUCCACUCUUCGGGAACAGGGCUCACAGUCAGAGACAGAAGAUAAUCAGGGCUGUCCUCUUAGUUCAGCAAGUAUGGUAACAGAAGAAAGAAACUUUGUUGCUGAGGACCAUGUAUUAGUUUCAGAACAUCCCAGUGAAGACCUACUUGUAAGUUAUGGAGAUCUCUCAAGAACUCCAGCUCUGAAAUUGGUUCAGGAAAUUUGCUUGCAAAGAAAAAGAUCAGACCAAAACGAAAUAUCGGAGAAUAUUGACACAACAGAAAUAUUUGCAUUAGAAUGUGUUCUUGCUGGACUUAUUGGCAAGAAAAUGGGCCUGGAAAAAUUAGAUAUUCUAACAGAAUUAAAAUACAGAAAUUUAAAACAUAUUCUUGCUAUAGUUUUAGAUGCUUUGACAGUAGAAAGCCUAUGCAGCAUUUGGGAAGUAAGCAAAAACUGGCGUGAAAUCAUUGUGCAAGAUAGAAGUGCAGAUGAGAGGAGAAAAUUGUACAUAAAACACCUGAGAGAAGCAGCUGGGGAAUCUUUCAAGAAAGCUGAAGAUGCUGCCACAAGGCUUUGUGUCCUUAACAGAUCUGCUCUAAGGCCUGUUCAAGCUCAAGCCAGAACUCCUGUGGCACAAAUGCUACCUUCACGCAUUGAACUCACACCCAGGAGAUGCAGUUCUGCUCCCCAUUCAACUAGCAGACGGGAAGCAUACUUAAAAGUUGCUAAAACUCUAUUCACUGAUGAAGCUUUAAAGCCCUGUCCAAGAUGUCAAUAUCCUGCUAAAUAUCAAUUGGUAAAGAAACAGGGACUGUGCAGCAGAGAUGUGUGUGCAUUUGAAUUUUGUAUCUUAUGUCUGCAGGCUUUCCAUGGGUCAAAAGAAUGUAGCAGUUUAUCUGCAAAACAGAGGUACAAAAAAGAUGCUCCUCCAGGAAGUGCCCAAAGCAAAAGAAAUUUAAAAAGACUCUAA